Molecule: messenger RNA, 1727 nt
Organism: Esox lucius (northern pike)
Lineage: Eukaryota; Metazoa; Chordata; Actinopteri; Esociformes; Esocidae
Product: ras-related protein Rab-5C-like
Exons: 6
Coding region: 296-958 (220 amino acids)
Molecular function (GO): GTPase activity; GTP binding
Source: RefSeq, a predicted model, not a curated record
CACAACGAGGAAGUAAAGUAUCUACGAGAAGAGUGAUUAGCUAAAUAGUAAAGUCAAACAAACAGCAUAACAAUCAAUAGUACAUAAAGGACAACGAUUUCUCUGAGUAGUUAAAUAACUACGACUCCAUCUAAAUCGCAGCUUUCCCCUAAUCCCAAUCGUGCCUGUGUAUCUGGAUCCCCUACGCUAGCCAAUACGUAUCGGAAUUCUCCUGCUGCUCCAGACUCCCUUGCUGCCCCAGUCUGCGUGGCCCAGUCCAGGACUCUUUCAUUCGGGUAUUUCACUGCACAGCUCCAUGGCGGGUCGUGGAGGGACGGCGCGAUCCAACGGCCCGGCAGCAGGCAGCAAGAUCUGCCAGUUCAAGCUAGUGCUGCUGGGAGAAUCGGCAGUGGGCAAGUCCAGCCUGGUGCUGCGCUUCGUCAAGGGCCAGUUUCAGGAGUACCAAGAGAGCACCAUCGGAGCUGCCUUCCUCACACAGACCGUCUGCCUGGACGACACGACGGUCAAGUUUGAGAUUUGGGACACAGCGGGCCAGGAACGGUAUCACAGCCUUGCGCCUAUGUACUACAGAGGAGCACAGGCGGCCAUUGUGGUCUACGACAUCACCAACACAGACACAUUUACGCGAGCCAAGAACUGGGUGAAGGAGCUGCAGCGACAAGCCAGCCCCAACAUCGUCAUUGCUCUGGCCGGGAACAAAGCCGAUGUUGCCAACAAGAGAGCCGUCGAUGUCCAGGAAGCCCAGGCAUAUGCAGAUGACAACAGUCUACUGUUCAUGGAGACUUCCGCCAAGACUGCCAUGAAUGUUAAUGAAAUCUUCAUGGCAAUAGCCAAGAAGCUGCCUAAGAAUGAGGCACAAGGCAGAGAUGGGGAAGGGAGCCGGACCAGGCCGGUGGUGGACCUCCUGGAGCCUGCCCCCCAGGGCCGCAGCGGCCAAUGCUGUGGUGGGAGCAAUUAGCCUAUAGCCAAUGAACUGUCUGAGUGAGCCCAGAACACGAAUAUCAUCAAGACGACAACCAAUCACGGCCUGGAGGGGAACGAUGCGUUAACCGUUCUCAUCGAAUGCACUUAAACUGAGAUUGACAGCCAAGCUAACCUGCCCUCCCAUCACAUCUCGAAUUUAAAGGAGCCUCUUUUUAAAAUCAUAAGCUAGACAGGGUCAAUGCGGCCCUGCCGCAUUCUCCCACUUUAAUCUAUCCACCUACUAAAUUUCCCUUUCAGUAUUCUUCUUCUCUCACUUCAUUUGAAUACUAACUGGAUUAUGUCUUAAUGCUCUUCCUAAAGGAUGGAAAGGGUUUAUUGAUCAUACUAUCCCCUAAUAGCCUGUAUGUUUUGGUGACAGGUCUAUAAAGUGAUCUUUAAGUCAUCCUUUCUGCUAUCCAGUCAUUUUCUUCCUUCCUUGUUGAACUUCCUCGCCUGGAAACAGGAAAAGAUUUGUCAGGAGGACAAUAUGUGGUUCCACUGUUUCUCUGGAUCUUGUAAAUGAUCAGCCUUUAUUAUUAUUACACCAUUAUUCUGGCACAAGUGGGGAUUGAUUAUAUAGGACACACCUAAUGUGGUUUCUGACAAAUUCAACUGUAACAAUGAAGCAAUGUGCAUUUUAACACCUAGUGCACCAAUAAUUUUUAGCAUCUUGUUUAUGAGUCUGUAAUAUAAAUGUAAGAAAAAAAAAGUAAAAUUUGAAAACAAUAAAAAAGUUGGCAAGAUUUUCUUGGCCAAAAUGUAAA